Molecule: messenger RNA, 4322 nt
Organism: Leptonychotes weddellii (Weddell seal)
Lineage: Eukaryota; Metazoa; Chordata; Mammalia; Carnivora; Phocidae
Gene: PTCH2
Product: patched 2
Biological process (GO): negative regulation of smoothened signaling pathway
Cellular component (GO): plasma membrane
Molecular function (GO): hedgehog receptor activity; hedgehog family protein binding; smoothened binding
Source: RefSeq, a predicted model, not a curated record
GGCACCCCAACGCAGCCGCCGCGGCACGCCGGCACCCCACCCUCACCCACGCCGCGCCUAAGCGGCCCCGCGGAGUCCCGACGCGGGCCUCCGCGGUACCCGGGUACCAGGCCAGCUUAUGGAGAAUCCCAGAUAACGCGGGUUGGGGGCGCCCACGCCCCCCAUCCCCGCCGGCAUGGCUCGGCCGCCGCCACUCCAGGAGCUGCCCCCUGGCUAUACACCCCCAGCUCGAGCCGCAUCACCCCAGAUCCUAGCUGGGAGCCUGAAGGCUCCACUCUGGCUUCGUGCUUACUUCCAGGGGCUGCUCUUCUCUCUGGGCUGUGGGAUCCAGAGACACUGUGGCAAAGUGCUGUUCCUGGGCCUGUUGGCCUUUGGAGCCCUGGCACUGGGUCUCCGCGUGGCCAUCAUUGAGACAGACCUAGAACAGCUCUGGGUGGAAGUGGGCAGCCGGGUGAGCCAGGAGUUACAUUACACCAAGGAGAAGCUGGGGGACGAGGCUGCAUACACCUCCCAGAUGUUGAUACAGACCCCACUCCAGGAAGGGGAGAAUAUCCUCACACCUGAGGCACUUGGCCUCCACCUCCAGGCAGCCCUCACCGCCAGUAAAGUGCAAGUAUCACUCUAUGGAAAGUCCUGGGAUUUGAACAAAAUCUGCUACAAGUCAGGAAUUCCCCUAAUUGAAAAUGGAAUGAUUGAGCGGAUGAUUGAGAAGCUGUUUCCGUGCGUGAUCCUCACCCCCCUCGACUGCUUCUGGGAGGGAGCCAAACUCCAAGGGGGCUCCGCCUACUUGCCCGGCCGUCCUGACAUCCAGUGGACCAACCUGGAUCCAGAGCAGCUGCUGGAGGAACUGGGCCCCUUUGCCUCCCUCGAGGGCUUCCGGGAGCUGCUAGACAAGGCACAGGUGGGCCAGGCCUAUGUGGGGCGGCCCUGUCUUCACCCUGACGAUCUCCACUGCCCGCCUAGUGCCCCUAACCAUCACGGCAAGCAGGCUCCCAAUGUGGCUCAGGAGCUGAGUGGGGGCUGCCACGGCUUCUCCCACAAGUUUAUGCACUGGCAGGAGGAAUUGCUGCUGGGGGGCAUCUCCAGAGACCCCCGAGGACAGCUGCUGAGGGCGGAGGCCCUGCAGAGCACCUUCCUGCUGAUGAGUCCACGCCAGCUGUAUGAGCACUUCCGAGGCGACUACCAGACGCAUGACAUCGGCUGGAGCGAGGAGCGGGCCGGCACAGUGCUGCAAGCCUGGCAGCGGCGCUUUGUGCAGCUGGCUCAGGAGGCCCUGCCUCAGAAUUCAUCGCAGCAGAUCCACGCCUUUUCCUCCACCACGCUGGAUGACAUCCUGCACGCCUUCUCUGAAGUCAGUGCUGCCCGCGUGGCAGGAGGCUAUCUGCUCAUGCUAGCCUAUGCCUGUGUGACAAUGCUGCGCUGGGACUGUGCCCAGUCCCAGGGUGCGGUGGGCCUUGCAGGGGUGCUGCUGGUAGCCCUGGCAGUGGCCUCGGGCCUUGGGCUCUGCGCCCUGCUUGGCAUCGCCUUCAAUGCCGCCACUACCCAGGUGCUGCCCUUCCUGGCACUGGGCAUCGGUGUGGAUGACAUAUUCCUGCUGGCACAUGCCUUCACAGAGGCCCCCCCUGGCACCCCCCUCCAGGAGCGCACAGGUGAGUGUCUGCAGCGCACGGGGACCAGCGUGGCGCUCACGUCCAUCAACCACAUGGUGGCCUUCUUCAUGGCCGCCCUCGUUCCCAUCCCUGCACUGCGGGCCUUCUCCUUGCAGGCAGCCAUAGUGGUCGGCUGCAACUUCGCAGCCGUGAUGCUUGUCUUCCCGGCGGUCCUCAGCCUGGACCUGCGCCGGCGCCACUGCCAACGCCUUGACGUGCUCUGCUGCUUCUCUAGGCCCUGCUCUGCUCGGGUGAUUCAGAUUCUGCCCCGGGAGCUAGGGGAUGGGACAGGACCAGUGGGCAUUGCCCACCUGACGGCCACAGUUCAAGCCUUCGCCCACUGCGAAGCCAGCAGCCCGCAUGUUGUCACCAUCCUGCCCCCCCGGGCCCGCUUGGUGCCCCCACCUUCCGACCCACUGGACUCUGAGCUCUUCAGCCCAGGAGGGUCCACACGGGACCUCCUAAGCCAAGAGGAGGGGACCAGGCAAAAGGCAACCUGCAGCUCCCUGCCCUGUGCCCGCUGGAGUCUUGCCCAUUUCGCCCGCUAUCAGUUCGCACCCUGGCUGCUCCAGGCGCACAGCAAGGCCAUGGUGCUGGUGCUCUUUGGGGCUCUUCUGGGCCUGAGCCUCUACGGAGCCACGCUGGUGCAGGACGGGCUGGCCCUGACGGAUGUGGUGCCUCGGGGCACCAAGGAGCAUGCCUUCCUGAGCGCCCAGCUCAGGUACUUCUCCCUGUACGAGGUGGCCCUGGUGACACAGGGUGGCUUUGACUACGCCCACUCCCAACGCGCCCUCUUUGAUCUGCACCAGCGCUUCAGUUCUCUCAAGGCCGUGCUGCCCCCCCCUGCCACCCAGGCGCCCCGCACCUGGCUGCACUAUUACCGGAACUGGCUACAGGGGAUCCAGGCUGCCUUUGACCAGGACUGGGCUUCCGGGCGCAUCAGCCACCACUCGUGCCGCAACGGCUCCGAGGAUGGGGCGCUGGCCUACAAGCUGCUCAUCCAGACCGGGGAUGCCCAAGAGCCUCUGGAUUUCAGCCAGCUGACCACAAGGAAGCUGGUAGAUAAGGAGGGGCUGAUUCCACCCGAGCUCUUCUACGUGGGGCUGACCAUGUGGGUAAGCAGUGACCCGCUGGGCCUGGCGGCCUCACAGGCCAACUUCUACCCCCCACCUCCCGAGUGGCUACAUGACAAGUAUGACACCACCGGGGAGAACCUUCGCAUCCCAGCAGCCCAGCCCCUGGAAUUUGCCCAGUUCCCCUUCCUACUGCAUGGCCUCCAGAAGACCGCAGACUUCGUGGAGGCCAUCGAGGGGGCCCGGGCAGCGUGCGCCGAGGCAGGCCGGGCCGGGGUGCGUGCCUACCCCACCGGCUCCCCCUUCCUCUUCUGGGAGCAAUAUCUGGGCCUGCGGCGCUACUUCCUGCUGGCUAUCUGCAUCCUGCUGGUAUGCACUUUCCUCGUCUGUGCCCUGCUGCUGCUCAACCCCUGGACGGCCGGCCUCAUAGUACUGGUCCUGGCGAUGAUGACUGUGGAGCUCUUUGGCAUCAUGGGUUUCCUGGGCAUCAAACUGAGUGCCAUCCCCGUGGUGAUCCUUGUGGCCUCUGUAGGCAUUGGUGUUGAGUUCACGGUCCACGUGGCUCUGGGCUUCCUGACCACCCAGGGUAGCCGGAACCUGCGGGCUGCCUGUGCCCUAGAGUGCACAUUUGCUCCAGUGACCGAUGGGGCCGUCUCCACAUUGCUGGGUCUGCUCAUGCUUGCUGGGUCCAACUUUGACUUCAUCAUAAGGUACUUUUUCGUGGUGCUAACAGUGCUCACGCUCCUGGGCCUCCUCCAUGGGCUCGUGCUGCUGCCCGUGCUGCUGUCCCUCCUGGGCCCCCCACCAGAGGUGGUACAGAUGUACAAGGAGAGCCCAGAGGUCCUCAGCCCCCCAGCUCCACAGGAAGGAGGGCUCAGGUGGGGGUUGUCCCCCACCCUGCCCCAGAGCUUUGCCAGAGUGACUACCUCCGUGACGGUGGCCCUCCACCCACCCCCACUGCCUGGUGCCUACAUCCAUCCAGCCUCCGAUGAGCCCCCUUGGUCCCCUGUUGCCACACCAGCUGCCAGCGCCCCUAGCAGCCUCAGUUCUAGGGGACCAUGUCCAGCCACUGGGUGAAAGAGUGCCUGAAGCCUGGAGACCCUGCUUGGGCCACGUGAAGUCACUGGGAAGCAAUGGGUGGGUUAUUGACUGCAGGACGGACUCCCGGAGAGCCUGGCUGCCACUGUCCGCCUGCAUGCCGUCCCCUGCCUUAGCCGUCCCAGACCUCCCUGCUGCCAUUCGAGACCACCAGCCUCUGGGCUCAGAGCAUCUCGCACGCCGGGUUCUGUGUGCCUGGGCCUGUCCGGGUGCGGGGAGAAGCCAGCAAUUCGGGCUGCGGUUGGCCCUCCCCCCCCCGCGCCCCGCGCCACCCCCCCUUGCUACUGGCCCCUAGCAGACCAAGACGGAGGAGCCCUCUAGCACCCUUUGUGAGGCCUGGCCCCCCAUGCUUGGUAACUCCUGAGUAGGCUGUCUGCAUCUCUGUCCACAUCCUACCACAUAAAUUAUUUAUAUGAAGAUGUUUAUUUUUGUAGUUUGUAUAGAUGUUAGCUACGCUGAAAGUUCUAUUUUUAAAGAGUGAAAUAUAUUCUAUAUGAACUCA